Molecule: messenger RNA, 2363 nt
Organism: Hyposmocoma kahamanoa
Lineage: Eukaryota; Metazoa; Arthropoda; Insecta; Lepidoptera; Cosmopterigidae
Gene: Tmem43
Product: transmembrane protein 43 homolog
Exons: 9
Coding region: 296-1486 (396 amino acids)
Biological process (GO): nuclear membrane organization
Cellular component (GO): nuclear inner membrane
Source: RefSeq, a predicted model, not a curated record
CCCCUCAUUGUAUUUGUAAGUACAGCUCUCAAAUAAAUACAUCUUCUUGUUGUACUGUACCACAGUACCUACCAAAAAUAAUUUGUAUGUAACUGGGGUAUCAGAUCAGAAUAAAAUAUUAAUAUUUAUUCUUGAUCCCCGCACUAGGGAUCCAACGGGAUAUAAAAUAAAACGGAUCCCCCAAGGGGAUCGGUUUUAGGGGAUCAAGUGGGAAUAAACCCUCAGAUCAAAUCGAGAAUGUUCUUACAAAGGAGUGUGUAGUGAGAAGAAUAGGAGGGAUUGUAUAAAAACAUUGAUGAAUAUGGAUUGGGCAUCAGUAAGGAACCAAUUCAAGCAGACAUGGCUGACAACAUUAAUGAGCCUCAUUCUUUUCUCUGGAGUUACUUAUUUUCUUAUUUGGACUGAAAGUCAAACAAUUCAAAGCAAUCUAAUGCUUGAAGAACUAGUGUCUGCAGCUGAAAGUAUAGACGUACAUACGCCCGACGAUUCUGCAAGGUAUGAAGGAAAAGUCGUCCAUGUGGUUGGCCCACUUCAAAUAUUGGAGCCUUUGUCGGAGCCAGACUAUAAUAUUCAUGUACAAGCUGUCAAGUUAAGGAAGAGAGUGCAGAUGUAUCAGUGGAUUGAGGAGUCGUCGGAACAAGAAACCUUUCUAAGCGAGCCAGCGGAAGAAACGCACAAAACCUACUCAUACUAUAAAGACUGGCGAGACGACGUAGUAGACUCCAACCUGUUCUAUAUCAGGCCCGGUCAUCACAACCCGACCUCUAUGCCAAUGUUCAGUGAGACGCAUAUAGCUGAUAAUGUCAAGAUUGGAUGGUUGUAUUUGGGUUUAGAUGUAAAACGCAAAGUAAAUGAUUAUUACGAAAUUUGGUCCGAUUCACGGCCUGAGAGGGGCGAUAUCAAACUUCAUUCAGGCUUCUAUUACCACGGCGAAAGUGCUCUGAAGCAUGAGGUUGGGGACUUGAGGAUACAUUUCUCAUAUGCCGGCCGGGAGGACGACAUUUACACAGCAGUCGGAAUAGUAGAACGUUCUACACUGCAACCGUACAGCCCGGCGAACUUCCCUACAGUCGAUCCAAUUUCGAUCUUACGCAAAGGCUCUUAUAGUUUGAAACAACUCCACGACUUGGAGAGGCGAGAAGGAGCCAUUCACACGUGGAAAUAUCGCUUGUUGGGUUUCGUUCAGGUCUUCGCUUCGGCUAUGACUUUACAUCCAGACUGGCUUACUAUAUUUCUCAAAUGCAAAUGGAUAUCGAGUACGUUGCGACGUUGCUCCAGACUAUGGGCGAACUUGGUACUCUCAUUUUCUUACACUCUCGUCGUCAUAUCAAUUCCUUGGUUAAUCCACAAACCAGCCUUCGGAGCACUGGUACUCGGCUUUGCAGCGUUACCAAUAUUACAUUAUUCUACCAUCCUGACGCGUCAAGAAGCCACAUCGGAGCCUCCGCCCCGCCCGCUAUACGCUCGCUGGGACGACAUUCGCUGACCUCUACACACACGUUACUAUGUUUCUGUCCCGUAGUUCCUUUGAGUACUCUAUUAGGUUUGCCAUAUCUUGUAGGUAGAGUACUUUAGCUCCUUGUUUUAAGUGCCAAAUUAACAAAUUAAGGUAUGUAAUAUGAGGUAGUUAUAGUCAAUGAAACUAUGGUUUUUUUAGAGUUUUUUGUUUCUGGUUAUUAUUACGUUAAAGAUCUGGAUCAAGUCAUUCGGGGAAACUAAAUGUGAUAAAGAAUCUCUAUAGUAUUUUAUUUGUUGAGUUAUGACCUGUAAAGGUCUAUCACAGUAGAGCGUAAAAGAGCAGCAUUUCAAUAAUCAAUGGUAUUUCAUUGUUUUCAUGACUCCACGCUGAUUAAUCGAUGUAUGAAAAUGCUAUGUGUCACCAACCAAUAGUAUUACAUUAUUUACAUGUCUCUACGUUGAUUAGUUUAAAUAUCGAAGAGUUGCAUUUUUUCCAACCAAUGGUAUUUCGUUAUUUUCAUGUCCACGCUGAUUAAAAAAAAAAUCAACAUUCUGUUGGUUUCUGUAGCAUAGGUCUUAUCCACUUCGCUUAGGUAAAUGACUUCCCCCACACACAAAUAACAAAUAUACGAAUGUGAUUUAAACUACAUACGCAAUACCUAGACUAGUACUUCUAGAAAAUACUAGAAUUUUAGUAAUGUAGGUCUUAAUUUUUUGCUAAAAAUUCAUCGAAAGCUAUAAUUCUAAUAUUAAAGUGCAAACUUCAACAUAGCUUUGUAUUAUACAAAUUUAAAUUUGGAACGACAUCUGUGGCGACUGGUUAGUCAUUUAGAGAUUCAAAUUUUAUUUUACAGGUCGUAGUAAGUUCUCGUUCUUUCAAAUACAUAUGCUAUUAUUAUUAACAG